Messenger RNA from Trypanosoma rangeli, 2658 nucleotides. RefSeq lists its product as uncharacterized. NCBI's taxonomy places the organism in Eukaryota, Euglenozoa, Kinetoplastea, Trypanosomatida, Trypanosomatidae. The record is from RefSeq and is a predicted model, not a curated record. Bases 1 to 2658 code for a protein of 885 amino acids. The transcript has a single exon.
AUGCGCCACGGGGACGGCAAGCCGCCGGUGGCUCCACGCAGCACCAGCUGUGAGAAGCCCAAGUCCAUCUUGAAGAACACUAACAGUGGCUCGGCGUCCACCAAGACCCCCUCUCCGUCCAGGCGGCGUGUCUCCUUCGAGGAGGACGAUAGUUUUACGGAGCCGCGGCUGUGCUUUGGUACGCCGACUCACGCACCGCGGCCGCACCAUGAGGCGGCGGCGGGGGGGAAUGAGCCCGUUGUGGCGCAGUGGGAGACCACAUCCAGAAGGCGGGCUGGCGUGCAAAUUGAAAGAGCAGCGGAUCUAGGACCGUCUGAGCCGACGAUCAGGUGUGACAGACCGGCAGCUUCAUCGCCUAAUUCACCUCACAACUCCCCUGUCAUCACCCCUUACCCGCACUCACCACCCGCCAGCAACAAUUAUGGCGACGAGGGGACAGCGGGGGGAACUCUUGCAUCGAACGACAGGCCGCUAACAGCAGUGCUGUCUUGUGAACCCGCUGCGGGAGCGGCGGUGCCUCGCAGUACCGAGGAGUUGUCUCCGCUGCCGGACGUCAGCGUCAGCGACAUCACACCCUCCCCCCCCAGCCUUGUGUCGCGACAGGGCCGAUCAGAUAGCAGUCGGUCCCCUAUGAACAACUGCGCAGUCGCCGCUGCCGCCGAGCAAUGCAAACCGCCGGACGUGAGGGAGACACUUUUCCCCGACCGGGAUGCGUGCACCGUCCGCGCCGCGCCGAACAUUGGCAAGCAACUUCCGUCUGGCACCACCAAUUCUCCGUCGCACGCCUCAGGCGAGCUGGGAGCAGUCUUCUUUGGACAGGCUUUGCCGGAGCGAGGCGGAAGAGACGUGCUUGUUCAACCCUCUUCCCGGCACCCCACUUGGUAUGGCGGAAGUGCAGAGGCUGUUGUUCGACCUUCCCGCACCCGGGAUCCGACUGAGGCAAAUACGGGCUGUCAUUCCUCUUCGUUGCCGUUUGAGGGCGGUGUCAACCCCGCCGAUUUGGUGUUUGAUGACUCCCCAAAGAGCAGUGUGCUGGAAGCAGAGGAGAUCAAGAAUGAAUUUCCUGUGGUUUCGGGCUCGUCGCGCAGCCGCCGUGUGCUUGAUUUUCCUGUGCAACUGUACCCUAGCCUCGUUGGGCUGGACGGGCCGCCUCACAGCACUGCCCCACUGGAGCCAUCGCCCUCGAACGCUACGGACGAUGAUAGAGAGAGCACGCUGCAGAGACGCAGCGGACGAAAAGGGCGUCGUGCUGCUGGGGACAGUGACCGAACACCCAUGCCGCUGCAGCCCGUUUUGCGAGUGAAGAAUGCUGGUAAGCCAGGAGAACAUCUUUCUGCACGGCAACCCCCAGCUCAGGCUCUUGAUAUUGCGUGCGCCAACGCCCGCGACGCGGUGGAAGAGCUGACGAAUGGUGUUGUGAGGGGCACGGGGGAGGCUCUGGCACUGAAAGAAAACCAAAAUCCUUUGCUGUGUCGCGACCACGGCUCGACAGCAGAUGGUGCCUCACCGUCUUCUUUAUUGAGCUAUGCGCACGCGUAUUCUAACCUCCCUCCCACGCAGGCGAGGCCCGUGGUGGUUAAGUACAUCAACAAGUUGUCUGCGUCCUGGCAGGAGACGCUCCGCGGUGAUGUGCAUGAUGGCCGUCGCCGCCACAACCGCGGCCACUUUGACGAUGAUACCUGCCCACUGCGUCCUCGACAGGAGGUCACGAGACAGCUAUUCCCGGGGGUGUUUUUUGGUCAUGCGUCGCUGAUGACUGAGGCGUGUCACGCCAACUGCCUGGAGGCCGACACCGCAGGCGUGUGUCCGUUGCUUUCUAUCAAGAGUACGGAGGUCGUCCUCCCGAAGCCGAUGAAGGCGAAGAAGCAGCGCGGGGGCGCCAAGCCGGCCACCACCACUGUUACAACCACUGCUUCUGCUGUUGCUGUCAACAACAACAGCUCCUGCAGUAUUGUCGAAACUCGGCGUGUGGAGCUAACAAAGAGUUCUCCAGAGACGCACAUUCGUGAAGGAGCAUGUGCCGUGUCAGAGGAGUUUGAGGAUGUCGACUCAUAUUGUGUGCCUUUGGCGCCAGCGGCCAAUGUGAAUCCGUCAGUUGUGGAGAACGUCAAGUCGGAGGAGGAGGGGGAGGAGGAGAAAGAACGUCGCGCCAAGCGAUUUGAGAAACUUCGCCGCGCGCUCCUGCUGGUCUCGGGCGAAGGCAUGGCCUCCCCGUCUGGCGGCUCCUGCGUUACAGGCUGUGGCGCCGACUGCCCCCCACCAGAUCGCGACUAUGGUUGCCCCACUGCGGUAACUGCCUUGACAGAGGCACGACGUCACGUGUCUGUGCGGCAAAGGAGAAAUUUGGUGCCUUUGCUGUCAUCCGCGACAACGGAAGGGCUCAUACAUACGCCCGAGCGGGUCCCAUCGCCGGAUAGAGGUGAGGAGCCCCCGGCUACACGGUCAAAGGCCCUGUUCGCGCCAGCUCGCUCUGUGUCACCGCCAAGGUCUUUUUCCUGCAGCCAGAACGCAAACGUCAGACAGGAUGCACUGGGAGGUGGUGUCGCUGUGCUGCCGGAACGCCGUGUGAGUAACCGCACGGCGGCGAGAGCGUUCGCCCGCGAUAUCUCUGCUGUUGUCCAUGCGCUGAGGGAGAGCACCUGGGUGAAGAUUUUGUGA